Molecule: messenger RNA, 1281 nt
Organism: Trichophyton benhamiae CBS 112371
Lineage: Eukaryota; Fungi; Ascomycota; Eurotiomycetes; Onygenales; Arthrodermataceae
Exons: 3
Coding region: 1-1281 (426 amino acids)
Source: RefSeq, a predicted model, not a curated record
AUGACGGAAAUCAACAGAUAUCCGUACUUCCACCCGACCUGCCCACUCUGCCAGCACGACGUCGCCAUCGAACACACUUCCAGCUAUCGUCUCUUCCCACUACACCAGUCACGCUACUUCGACUCUCUCCAGGAACAGCCCCAGUACACAGACGGCCGUGUCUUCGUCCAGGGAGUUCUCUUCCAAAUCAAACGGUUCCCAGGUGUCAGAUACACAGACAGGGCGGUGCUCAUCCACUGCCGCUGUCUCUCCAUCAUCAGCCACUUGGCGCCCGGCAGCGUCAGCCGGUUGCUCGACCUGAUAGAGCCUACUUUCUUGCCCUCCUCGACAGGACCGGUAGAUGAACACGGCGCUUUUCACCACGUCGAUGGUCCCAAUAAUAAUACCAUUAAUAGUGCAAGUAUAGAUAUAGAUGUCAGAAAAGGGAUUUCUAAACUCCCAAAUGAAGUAUGGAACUUGAUAUCAAAGUAUGAUGUGGGCAGACUAGAGUUCAUCGUCAGGCUGGCAGCCCAGCUUCAGCCUCUAUCUGCCUCUCCCCUGCUCAUAUUGGACUCCAGGUUCGAGCUCGAAACCGUAGAUGUACGCGGGGACACUGUCAGAAUUCAUCUUGUGCGGGUUGGUGGUCGUGUGUACAUCAGCCAUCUCUCAGAUCCUGAAGACGGUGCUUCUACCCCUACUAAGGAGCAUGAUAGAAAUACCCUGCCAUAUAGGGACUACCAGUUUGGAGACAGCACAUUUCUAGCCGUCAAGACAGACAGUAUUGGUGUGGUUGAUAUAGCUCUGGAUGAAAGUGAUGGUCGACCAAACUGGAUAUUCGACCAUCCCACCGCCCCCUUUAAAAAGCAGAUAUCCAGAGUCAGAGAUGCAGAUCUACAUAGGCUACGCCUUCAGUCUGAUCCAUCCACAUACCUUGCCCACGCCACAUAUAUCUCCUUCCAAAAAGCUCAGUCAGUCACUUUCUACACCGAUCUUGUCCGUCGUGGCAUCACGGAAGUAUACAUCAACGAGCGCCAGCACCGCGGCUACUCCGUUUCUUUCCCGGACGUACAGCCAUCUAGGACUUUUGAAAUCAACGGAUCAUGGCUUCCCGCCCUGCCACAGAGCGGUAUCGUUAUCCAGCAAGUUGUUCUCGACCACGUCAUUGGCAUCUGGCUGGGCGAGACGUUCCCGCUCCAACCGGUCCAUAUUGGUGUUGUGAGGGACGAGUCUGCGCCCCCACUACUGCCGGGUGACCAGAUGCUGAAAGUUCCCGACUUAUCCAUGUUCACCAGUAGAUGGUAG